AAAUAAGUGUUUGCAUUUGUGUCUUAGGACUUCAAGUGAUUUAUACCUUGUCUUCUAUAAAUUUUCCUUUCUCUUUUUUGUCAAUUUUGAAACCUGCAAAACAAUGAAAGUCUUCUUUACACUUCCAGUUGUCGCUACGAUAUAUUUUUGGGCUGCAGCUGUAGUAACAGCCAUAUCAACUCAGCAGCAAAGAGCCUUCAUGGCCCCCGAUAGUCAUGGUGACAUUUGGUCGUUAUGCGAUAAUCCCUCUACACAUCAGCUGAUUGGAUAUGAAGAUGGAGUUUAUAUAUUCCCAGAACAACCUCAAACUGGCGAAAAUAUAAAUGUUCGAGUGAAAGGCAAUCUCAUGAAGGAUGUAACCGGUGGAAAAGUGGAUAUUGAUUUAAAUAUAAUGGGCAUGAUCAAAAUCAAAAAGCAACUUGAGCUUUGUAGUGUCCUUUCGUCUGAAGUAAUGAAUCAUAAAGCAUGCCCAUUAAAAGCUGGUGAUACGGCUUUGGAAGCUACAGCCUGGAUCCCUAAAGAGUUACCAAAGUUACCACUUUCCGGUAAUGUGCGUAUAUCAGAUCAAGAUGGACAAACAGUUACAUGCAUUCAUUUGGACUUUAAAUUACAAUAAUGAUAUUGUUAUCUCUACCAACUGCCUUAAUGCUAUUUAUUCUAUUUAAUUUACAACAAAUACACUCUAUUCAUCGAUUACAGCUUAUGAUAAAGCAGCUAUUACAU
This is a messenger RNA of Mycotypha africana, 723 nucleotides long. RefSeq lists its product as uncharacterized. The transcript is spliced from 3 exons. Gene Ontology annotation, molecular function: sterol binding. Lineage: Eukaryota; Fungi; Mucoromycota; Mucoromycetes; Mucorales; Mycotyphaceae. The record is from RefSeq and is a predicted model, not a curated record. Gene Ontology annotation, biological process: sterol transport. The coding region runs from base 104 to 616 and encodes 170 amino acids.